Bufo bufo (common toad) is the source of this 4841-nucleotide messenger RNA. It is a transcript of the gene CCDC171, whose product is annotated as coiled-coil domain containing 171. The transcript is spliced from 24 exons. NCBI's taxonomy places the organism in Eukaryota, Metazoa, Chordata, Amphibia, Anura, Bufonidae. Bases 66 to 3893 code for a protein of 1275 amino acids. The record is from RefSeq and is a predicted model, not a curated record.
CUUUGUGCUCAGCGUCUGGAAGGAAAGGACCAAUUUAAAAUAACAGACAUCGCCUUGUUCAGAGUAUGACAGCUACAAACAUGGACACGAUGACGUUCGUUUCUCAAAUCCACCCUACUGCUAAUGAAGUUAGGAGGUCUGUGCCAUUUAAGCUUGAAAACGAAGAAGUGGAUGAAAUAGCAGAACUCCGAUACAAACUUACCAAGGCUAAAAAUGAGACUGUACAGCUGGUAGCAAAGUAUAAUGAAGAGUUGUCAUCCUGUCAGAGCCAGGUGGCCAAGCUCCGUUCUGAAGUUGAGAAAGGGGAAGCUGUUCGUCAGAGUUUAGAAUAUGAGUUGGCGGUGGCAAGAAAGCAAUGUGGCAUGGAAAGAAUAGCUCUGCAAGAGGAGAAAGAAAAUUCCUAUGUAAAACAAGAACUUUUUAAAGCUCAAAUAGAAGAACUUCAAAAAAAGAUGCACACCAUAGAAGAAAAUUUCCAGAGCACACAGUUCGGCUGGCAAGAGGCGCAGAAAAGACUUGAAAGUGAUUUGAAGGAUCGAGACCUUGUGAUUGAAAACUACAAAAAAGAGCAGAGGGUGCUUAUGUCUGAGAAAGCCAGUCUGGAAACACAUACGCAGAAAGAAACCGUGGUCACCCAGGAGCUGCACCAAAGAUUAAAUGAAUUGGAUAGAGAGAAGAAUAGCCUAUUGGAUACCGUGAGGAGACAAAAGAGUGAGAUUGCAUUUGGGCUGGAAAGAGAAGACCGACUGAAGCAGGAACUUGAGGCUGCAGGUCAGAGAGUGAAGAGGCUGGAGGAGAGCAUUGAAGCCGAAAGAGCAGCACAUCUGGAGUCCAAGUUUAACUCUGAAAUCAUCCAGCUGCGCAUUCGGGAUCUCGAGGCGUCAUUACAAGUGGAGAAAUCUAACCAGGCACAAACCUCAUCAGAUUUGGACCUUAUAAAAAGUCAGUUUAGAGAAGUGGAAAAAGCCUACGGCAGAGAAAAAUCUACUGCAGAAGAACUGGCAGACAAACUGCACAAAUUGGAGAAGGAAUAUUCCUAUAUGGUAAAUGAGUUUAAAGCAGAAAUGGAGAAGCGAAACCAAAUGAUUACAGAUCUGUCCAUGAAACUCAAGACUUCGGAAGAAAGCUUGGCUGUAAUGGAAGAGGACCUGGAAAAGAGCAAAAAAUGCCAACUGUCCUUAGAAGAGGCUUAUGGAUGUAACGUGAGAGAACUGCAGACACUGGUGGAAAGCUUUAAUACGCUAAGCCAUCGUCAAUCAGGGACGCACAGUGAUAAAGAUAAAGCUGCUGGACCUGCUGUUCUUGAGGCUCUGAGACAUACCUUGACAGGUUUCCAGAACAAGCUGGAAAGCACAUCUAAUGAGUUAGAAACAAAGCAACGUGUGUGUGCAGGGAUGAAAGAGGAGCUGGAAUCUUCCAAGCAGAGGAUUCACACCCUGCGAAUAAACCUUGAGAACAUUAGGUCGGAAGAGCUGGUUUCCAAGAAGGAGUUCCAAAGUCUGAGUGCUGCCUAUUCUGAAAGAGAGUCUCAAGUAGCCCAGCUUCAGACAGAGCUGGUGAAGACACGUGACACCUGGGAGAAGGAAAAACUGAGGGCACUGGAGGCUGAACAAGAAAUCCAGAAAUUAACGCGAAUAUUUCAGAAGGAUGCAGAGGAGAAAUUCACUUUCCUACAUGGUUUAUACCAGCGCCUGGUAGCAGGGUGUGUGCUCCUAAAAGAACCAGAAAGCAUGAUGGGUAAUUUCUCUUGGCCAGAACUCUGUAUUAUCUUGCAGGAGAACGUUGAUGCCCUUAUCUCAGACCUUCAGCGAGCCAAUGAAAAGGUAUCUCAUCUGGAAUAUGCUUGUAAGAACAAGGCUGAUGUGUUGAGGGACCUGCAGAAGAAACAUGAGGACUCACUUGAUAGACUCACUCAGCAGAUGAAAGAACAGCAAAAUUCCUGGCAACAGAAAACUAAGGAUUUAGAGCAACAUUACUCCGUUCUUCUUGGGGAAAUUAACUCCAGGGCACAGAAAUAUCAGAGAAUAGCAGAAAAAUCUAAAGAUAAGAUUUCCAUCUAUGAAAAAACCAAAGAUCAGCUGGCACUGGAGAAUGUGCAGAUAAGAAAUCUUCUUAUUAGCACAGAAAAGGACCAUAAGUCGCUUCUUGCAGCGUGUGCACUCAUGGCUGGCGCAUUAUACCCAUUGUACAGUAGAGCUUGUACUCUAGCUGCAGAAAGAAAUUUCCUUCAAGACCAGAUGAACAUUUAUGUAGAUGUUCAGAGAGAAAUCCGACAACUAGUACAAGCACUGUCUGAUAGUGAAGUUAAAAGGAAUGGCGAUUCCAAGAGAAGGCCAAAAUAUUCCAGAUGUAUGAAGUAUGUGUUUCGACGCGGUGUUAUAGUGGUUUUAGCGGCUAAUAGACUUCAGCAACUUGGAAGAUCCAGUAGGACACUCUUUACAUGGAUGGAAGACAUGAAUAAAGGACCUAGUCUUUUGGUGUGUCCUGUAGGAGGCCAAAGCAGCAAAACACUCAGACCACAGAAUGAGCUGAUGCGUUGUCAAGAAGCCUGGAAGUGGAUUACCAGCACCGACCUUCUAUCUGCUAUCAUCACUUCAAUGUAUGAUUUGCUUGGGGUUUUAAAUGAGAAAGACCCUGAUUCUAGAUCACAGAGACCGCUCAUCGACACGACCAGGAACUGUUUUUCUAAGCUGAUGAGCAAGCUGAAUGUAGCGUCUGAAGCUAGAGGUGUAGAACCACAGAGAUACUGCAUUUCUGUGGACACGGGCAGCCUGGUCCACAGACUGAUGUGUGGACUUCACAAAGUCAGUCUCCAAACAUCAGCUAUGGACUUUACAAGUACAACUCCCAUCAUGAAAUGCCUAGCUGCCUUAAAAAAACAGAUUCUUGGGUUCACCCAGCGACUGCAUACAGCAGAAGUUGAGAGACGAUCACUGCGCCGGGAGCUGUCUGAUAUUAAGCAGAAAAUCAGUGAAAUUAGCAGCGAUGUUGGCAGCACAGAGAAUCCUAAAGCGCAAAAAACGACGUUCCAGCAAUCUAAAGUGGUUCCCUAUGAGAAAUUCAGAAUGGUCUUCAGUGAGCUGAACGGCGCAUUGCUACGUGAACAAGAAGCCCAGAUUCUCCUAACUGAGCAGUCUCAGCAAUUACUGGAGCUCAAUCACAAGAUAGAAUUACACUCCCAGGAGGAGGCAGAGAAAGAUCAAACCUUGUCAGAAGCAGUUAAGGGUCUUUCUGAAACAAAAAUGGAGCUGCGGAGAAAAGAUCAAUCUUUGCAUCAGCAGAACAGACAGCUGACCCAGCUGGAGCAGGACAAGCGUCGACUGGAAGAGAGCAUCUCCAGGGCAGAGAGUGCCCUGCGUACAGCCGAUAGGGAAAAGGAAGUCAUUACAAAUUAUAUGAAAUCCGUUGCAGCAGAGUUUCAGAAGAUGAGAGAUCAGACCUCUUUAUCACGGGUAGCAACAUCACUGCAAGAUUUCGCUUUCCAGCUCCCAAAGUUAUCACCUAAAAUAUUUGAAAUGAAAGGGUACACGGGAGGAUCAGACUUCUCUGCUUGCCAGAACAUGAUUAAGAGCUUUUCGGACAUCUAUCAGGUCGCAUGCACCAAAGCAGCUGCUCUAGAAAGAGAGAUCAUUUUCCACGAAAAGCACAUUGCUGCUCUAAAAUCCGAGCUGCAGACCGCGUGCCUUCGCGAGACCAAGAGCUUGUCUCCGGCAAAGCUUGAUGCCAACACUGUGCCAAGCUCAGACUUUUUACCACUGCAGGCUGAGCCGGACUUCUCCCAAAGCCAUAUGAACUUUAGUCGUAUCAACAGCAGAACCUUCCAGCCUAUUGACUCCUCGUCUGUUAGUGACCUUACAUCAACAGCCAUGCAAGAGCUGCCAACGAAGAUGUAACCGCUGCCCUCCCAGCACUAGAAUUAUUGCCAUCUGCAAUUAAAAACAACAUGUCCGGCUGUAAAUGCUCUUUAUUACCAUCAUGUCCGCUGUGUAUAUAAGCACAGGGUACGUGUCGUGGAUUUUGCUACAGAUUUAUCCCUACAAUUUGCAAUGGGCAAAAUCCAUUGUGGAACUGCACCUCAUACAUUGACAAGAUGCAGAAUCCACAGACCUAUGGAUGUGAUUUCAUAAAAUGCCAUCCACCGUGCUACUACUGUAAACGCUGCGGAUAUUCUGCUCACAGUUCAGUGGUAGAAAAUCCGCAGAAUAUCCUCCCAAAGGGAGCAUACCCGUAUCAUGCACUGAUGUUUUUUUAUGCUAUGUAUUUGUAUACAAUUUUUUCAUAGCUUUAUUAUUUAAUUUGUACAGAAUUUUAUACAUUUUUAUAUAUAUAUAUUUUUAAAUUCUAAAAUAAUUUAGUGCUGUAAUGUGUGUCUGAUGAUCUGUCGGAAGACAGAGGACCAGCGUAAUACAUAUGGAAUAUUGCUAUAACAACAUUUUAUUUUUUCUUAAACUGCUUUAACGUACAUACGUCAAUCAUUUUUGCCAUUUUGUAGUGUCUCUGGAUUUGUAAUUAUUAGUUUAAAAAAAAAAACUCUUUUGGGCUGAUAAAAUACAUUCACUAAUGAACAAUAAAACAGUAAAUGCAUUUUAGAUGUAAAUUCGAGGAAAUUUGCCGAGGUUGGUGGUAUCAAUGCAGCAAUAGGGCAGUUGGAAGGUCUUCAGACCCUUUCCCUUUUUUCACAUUUUGUUUUGCUGAAUUUAUCAGCGGUGGACUCAACUCAAGGUGUAGAAAUAUCUCAAAGACGAUCAAGAGAAAUUGGAGGCCCAGAGCUAAAUUCCAAGAGUAAUAGAAAAGGGUCUGAAUACUUAUGUCUAUACAGAAUUUUAUUUUUUUAUUUUUAU